This is a messenger RNA of Acomys russatus (golden spiny mouse), 777 nucleotides long. RefSeq names its product fibroblast growth factor 1 (gene Fgf1). Lineage: Eukaryota; Metazoa; Chordata; Mammalia; Rodentia; Muridae. Bases 166 to 633 code for a protein of 155 amino acids. The record is from RefSeq and is a predicted model, not a curated record. Gene Ontology annotation, cellular component: cytoplasm. Gene Ontology annotation, molecular function: growth factor activity; fibroblast growth factor receptor binding. Gene Ontology annotation, biological process: cell differentiation; positive regulation of gene expression; fibroblast growth factor receptor signaling pathway. The transcript has 4 exons.
UUCAGAGAGCCGGCUGGAGAGGCAGCCUCUGCACAGGGAUUGUGACACGCAGAGCAAAGGCCACCAAAGCGGAUUCCAUCCCCCUUGUGAGCAAGUGGAGAGAGGAUAGCCCCCAGCCUGCGGGUCCUUCAGUCCUGUGAGUACCACGCCGGUCGCCGCUGAGCCAUGGCUGGAGGAGAGAUCACCACCUUCACAGCCCUGACCGAGAGGUUUGAUCUGCCUCCGGGAAACUACAAGAAGCCCAAACUGCUCUACUGCAGCAACGGUGGCCACUUCUUGAGGAUCCUUCCUGACGGCACCGUGGACGGGACAAGGGACAGAAACGACCAGCACAUUCAGCUGCAGCUGAGUGCGGAAAGCGCGGGCGAAGUGUAUAUAAAGGGGACGGAGACUGGCCAGUACUUGGCCAUGGACACCGACGGGCUUUUAUACGGCUCACAGACACCAAAUGAAGAAUGCCUGUUCCUGGAAAGGCUGGAAGAAAACCAUUAUAACACUUACACAUCCAAGAAGCACGCGGAGAAGAGCUGGUUCGUGGGCCUCAAGAAGAACGGGAGCUGCAAGCGCGGUCCUCGGACUCACUACGGCCAGAAAGCCAUCUUGUUUCUCCCCCUGCCAGUAUCUUCUGACUAGAGGUGUCUGGUCUGGGUGCUCCCUAUUUUGGUUGACCCUAAAAAUGUUCCCUUGACCAUUGGCUGCGCUAACCCCCCAGCCCACCGAGCCUGAAUCUGCAAGCAGUGCUUCUAAAUAGCCAGGUCACUUUUCUGCUGAGCCUUU